AUGAGAGACGACGACAACGACAAGGACACUGGAAGUAGCAGCAGUGAACAUAGCGUAAGCGAAUCAUCACGAGCUGAGGGCCUAAUCGACCCCGAAUUUCACUCCGAUGAGUCGUAUUCGGAGAGCGUUUCCUCGUCUGAAGAACAGUCCUUGGACCCCAAAAGCCGGCCUUCCAGUCCUGAACAUCUGGUAGAUAAGGAUGCUUCUAGUGAAGGAGAAUAUAGCGGUGAAUCAACGUCCUACAAUUCGGAACAGUCGCGAUCCCAAAAUUCAUUUGAGUCUGGAUCCUAUGAUUCUGCAUCGCGUUCAUACGAGUCCCGUACUUCAAAGUCCUUCUCGGAUGAGAAUUCCUACUUUUCUGGCUCUGAAGCUGGCUCCCUAGGGUCCCGCUCAUACGAUUCACAGGCUUCUGUGUCGCAUUCUGGAGCGGAAGAAUCCUAUGAAUCAGAUGGGCGUGAUGAUCAUUAUUGUAGUGACCAGGACAAUACGUCGAGAUCUCCGUGUUUUAAAAACAAUCUGGUCCAGGAAAUCCAGGAUGGAUCCUACACGGGAAGCUACUCAGGCGACGAUCAAUCAUAUGAUUUCAGGAAGCGGGAAGAGGACGAGAUGAUCUCUACAUAUGCCGAGGACUUUCACGACUCACGAGUGCGCAGUGUAUCAGAUUGCGAUGAGAGCUCUGUCAGCCAUUCCAGCUCGUGCACUGGUUCUUCACCCGCGGAAGAAUCUUACACGAGCAAUCGUUCUGAGGAUGACCCAGUACGGAAGGUAUAUGGACUGAAGACAGCGCGAGCUGACGAGGAUCGAUUUCAAUCGUCGAAGGAUUCAUCCUUUCAGUCUUCAUUUGCUAACUCUGCGUUAAGCAGCACCCCUUCAUUUGCUGUCGAUUCGGAUAGCGAAACAUAUGCAGCAAAGGAUCCAUUUCAAACCAGAUUUCAUCCCAAAGAAUUACGUGCGUCAGUAGGUGGCGACAAUGCCAACAAAAGUAGCGGUCCAGGGUUUUUAGCAAAAGGCGACGUCAAUGACUUUCAGCCAGCAAAGCGGGUAUCCGCAGUCGAGAGUAAGCUGCCGUAUCAGGAGGAUGUUCCUACCAACGCUUCCGGAGAUUGUAGUUCCAGUGGAGACACUGACUCAUUUGCAGACGACAUCAAAGUCGCUGAUUCUUCGGGGAGCAAUGAAAGUUCCAUAGGAAUCGAGGAUCUUCAGGAAAAUUCGGAGACGGACGAAUAUGAAUCAGGAUCUAUUUAUGAAGAAUCUCAGCCGCAACAAUCCAAUCGGCACGGCCCUUACACCCAACGCGUUGAAAUCAAUCGUGCCAACACGACAUGUGAAAAACAGCGAAGUUGCUCAGAGUGCAGUAGUGAUGGUCAAUCAUUUGCUUCCGAAAGAGUAACUGAGGAAGACAAUGAAGACCACGCUAUUUAUUUUGGUACCGCGUUACCACAAGGCAUCGACCAAAGCCUUCCCGGACAUGAACAGAAAAAGCUCGAUAAUGACUUUUCACGAAAUUCCGAAAUAAGCAAAACACUAAGCGUCAGCGAAGCCUCAACAAUAGACGACUCUCAUGGCAAGGCUUCUCUUCGUUCUGCUCACACCUUGGAAGUCGGUUUCGAAAACAGCUUUGGUGAUAGUUUUGCAUCCACGUUCGACAACACAGACCCCUUCGGAGAUGUCUUCGGCUCGGGUUCAUUUCAUCCUGAUGAAAGCUUUGGCGGUUCGUUGCUCUCGAAGGACGAACCUCUCGGAAAAAUUACAGAGCAUAGUGUUGAGCAAAGCUCGCCGGAUUAUUCUGGCACAAGCGAAGUGAUAGGCUCUCCUUACAGUCAGAAGUUCGAUUCGAGGGUGCAUCAUGAUGGAGAGAGGUCGCUACUGGGGGGUGGAAGUAGCGUUGAAGAUUCUACUGGUAUUGAGAACAGUGUUAAGAGGGAAGGCUCGCGAAGAAAUCUCGGUAAGCGGACAUCAGCCAACGCGCUAAACAUUGUAUCACCCAGCUCUCCUCUUGAAGACAUUCCACAGAUUUUUCCUGUUACUGUAUCUGGUGCGGAAGAAGAAAAUGAAACCAUCGCUCUUGCAUCUAAGCAAUAUAACAGAUAUUCGCGUGAGCAAAUGUCAAAACUUGCGAAUGCACCACAGUACCCUUACGAAGGAGACGAAUUCAAUCGCAGUCCUAGAAGCCCAAACGAAAAGAGCAAGAAGAAGAGGAGACGACGCGAGAAAUUCAAGAGUACCGAGCUUCUUGAUCUAGUUGCAAAUGUCAAUGAUGCAAUCGUAAGGCUCGAAGUAGGUCACAAACUUGGCGAUCAGGCAUCGUCGACUGAUAUUGACCUCGAAUCGACACCACGAUUGUUAAUAUAUGGUUUUGAAGCGCUGGUAGGUAUUUUCCUGCAGCUCGCCGACGAACUAGAACUCAUAUCAACUUUUGCAAGAAAGAAAGACGCCGCAGCGAUCAGUGCAUUGCAAGUUGUAUUGAGUUUUGCACCCACCUUGGACGAUGUCUUCGCCGAAUUGAAACCAAUCUUGCAACAUUUCUUAGAAGAAGAACUUGACGAAGAAAUGAAUGACUUCCUGUACGGAAUGAAUUUUAUAGUGGACUUGCUGUGCGAGCUUACUUAUCGAGUAGGGGAGAAGCAAGAGUGGAAUGCGAGAUCGAACACGUCUUUUUCGACUCUUAUUGAAUUACUUGCCCGUGAUCUUCUCGAGGUUGUGUCGAUUUUCGGUGAUGUCGACACACCUGACUUCGAAGUUUCUGCCCAAUUGCAGGAUGCAUGGGAAACGACCGGGCAUGAGGAAGAAUUCAAGACAUUGGAGGUAACGAAUGAUUUAGAUAUGUUUCGUCAGAUCUGCUACGAGGUCAUGAUUAGCACUGAUCAAUGGUGCCCUGACACAACUACUUUGAUGCACAUUUGUGGUAUCGACCAAGGAAUCCUUGACGAACAGAGUCUACAACCCAGUCCUGAUGAUCGCUUGGCGCCUACACCAGAACAGGCGAUACAUGUCCUCGAGAAGAUCACGGGGGACCCUCUGCCUCGAUUGAGUACAUUUGCAAGCGUGAUGCGAAGGAUAAUGCCAAUUCAAGCAAUUUCUGACCCGAAACUGACCGACCGCUUUGCAAGCGUCCGGAGCAAUGUAAGGAAUCCCCUAGGCUUGUCUUCUUCUUCCAAUCUUGUUGCGAUCUCGUCGGUGCCUGAAAUUCUGUACGACCCAAAUGCACUAGGAGUCGCUGGAGUAGGGAAGACUACUCUUGCCGCCAUGGUCGCCGACCACGAAGAUGUCCGCCGCUUUUUUCACGAUGGAAUUGCAUGGCUUCAUAUAGGUCAAAAGGAGCUCAAUUACACAAGAUAUGUCCAGUGCUUGCGUGAUUUGGUCGCACAACUUGGUGUCGAUGAACACGAUGAACCGCUGUUUCCAGAGCUACUUAACACUCCUGGAGAAUCAAAAGCUAAACGGCGUCGGCGUGAAGAAGGAUUUAUGAUAUUUGUGCGGGAGACUAUGCUGGAAUUUCUCCGAUACAGAAAUGUACUAAUUGUAUUGGAUAAUGUUUGCUUCGAGCCUGAUCUUGACUGGUUUGACUUCGGUCCUUCUCCUGUAGAAGGUGACCAGGAAAAUGAAGAAGAAUUUGCAUGCGUGGUUUUAAUUACAAGCAGAUGCCGGAAUCUUCUCCCUGCGGCGGACACGAUUGAGGUCGACAUGCUUGACGAAGCUGAAAGCAUUACAUUGUUGAUCCAAGAGUCGGGGAAACUGCCUCACUCUUUAAUGGCAGGGUCUCCGGAAACCAGAGCAGUUGUUCUCGAAUGCGCAAAUCAUCCGUUGGCCGUGAAAAGCGUUGGGCGCUGGUUAAAUCUCAAACAUGCGACUGCAGGCGCGGUUAGUAGCGUAGAAGAGAUUCAUGAGGACGUUGUGAAAUCCAUGGAAAAUGUUCUAAAAACGGGAGGCCAGGAGGAUGCUGAUAUGAUGUACGAGAUUUUGAACAUGAGUCUUACCCCUUCAAUGAAUGGCGAACCAACAGUCAUUAUCAAGUUUUGCUUUUCAGCAUUUGUGCUGGUAUUUUGCGAUCAGAAACUAUUAUCUGAUUUCGCGCUUGCAGACUCGUCACCGAUAAUUCCCAUCGAAAUAGCAAAGCUUCUUUUUGAAUCUAUCUUGGAGCUCGAGGAGGAAUGCUUGCUUAAAGAGGGUAGUCUAUUUUGUGGUCAAAAAAAUGAAGCAACAGAUUUAAUACCAGAGGCUUUGAAAGCUCUUGGAAUCUUCAAGGAAAUUUCUACUUUUUCCGAGUCCGUUGAAAACGGAUCACAAAAUGAAGAGACUGAAGAGAAAUAUUUACAAAUCAUGCAUAUCAUUCAGCAAGAAUACGGUGAGUACUUACUUUCAGAAGACCUCUCACUCCAAGAUAUCACCAGAGAUGCUGAGAGGCGCUGGAAUCGAGCUCUUGGGGAAGCGUACAUGGCACAAAAUAUAUACUGGGACAGAGAUGCUCCCGGAGCAGGACUUGACUAUGCACUUGAAUUGAUGCCUUCUCAUCUGAUUAGAGGCCAGCUCUUGACUGAGGCCGCGGACUUACUUUCAAACGAAAGUUUCGUGCGUGGGAGGCUUUUUGCCGUAGGGCGCGAAAACGGUACACGACGCCACAUCAUGGAUUGUGAGGCCCUUUUCGCCGCAAUGGUAGAGCACCGCACUAUUGGUCGGAACAAACUUGAUCCAAAAGCUACAAUAAAGAAAGCUUAUCACGCUUUAGGAAGACAGCUCACCAUGGAUGAAGAUGACUACAUUUCAGAAGAAAACUCUCCAGAAGCCGUGGAAGUCGGUCGGGCACAUUUUGAAAUCGGAUUUUCGUUAGCUGAGAAACGGUGCUGGGAUACAGCAAUUGAGCAUUGGGAAAAAAGCCAAGAGCUUAUUGUUUCUGCGCUCGGUAUGGUUGAGCUUGUCGCCGGUAUACUGUACAACAUUGGUGUCGUUUAUACAGAAACACACGAGUAUGAGCAAGCUCUCGGCUCGUUGAAGCAAUGUUUGAAGAUUCGAGGGGCUAUACAUGGAGAAGAACACAUUCUAUACGCUCAGACUAUUCAAAGGAUUGGAGAUAUCUUUCUUGGAAUGAGCGACUACCACGAAGCGAUGGAAAGCUAUAACUGGGCUCUGGAUGUCAUGCACAUUGAACCAAGUCAUCACCGGAUUGAUAUAGGCGACAUCCUUGAGAAUAUGGGGAACAUCCACUUUUGCAAAGGAGAGUUGGACGAAGCCGUUCAGUGCUACCAAAAUGCGUUGCGUUCCAAGCAAUUGGAUCUUGGAGAGAACCAUCCGGAACUCUCGACGUUAUACCACCACACCGGUAAUUGCUUAUCCGACCAGGGCAAAAAUGACGAAGCCGUUGCUCUUUUUGAAGAAGCUAUUCGGUUGAAAGAAUUUGACCCAGACGGCGAAUCUGGCCGAGACGCGGAGGUGCUUACGAUCAAAGGGGUGCUCUUUAUUUUAAGCGGAAAACAACAAGAAGGUCUAGAGUGCUACGAAAAAGCCCUGCAAGUCUUGGUGACAAAGGCGUCUCACAAGAAGGAAGAGGUGGCAUCGCUGUUGCACCUGAUCGGAUGCGUCUACUUACUGAAUGGUGAACAGACGAAGGCGAUGAAACUCUUCAAAGAGAGUCUUCAAGCGAGACGUAAAGUCCUUGGAUUUGUUCAUCUAGAUGUCGCCGCUACGCUGUUCAAUAUGGCAUUUGUCCAUCAAACCCGCAACCGCCCGGAAAAGGCUCUCAAAUGUUUGGAAGAGGCACUCAAGAUUCGUCAGCUACGGCUUCCCGACGGCGAAAAAGUUGCCGUGACCCACGAGCGUAUCGGGGCCCUUGCUCGAUCAAUAGGGAAGUCCAAGAAAGCUGAGAUUGCCUUCACUGAAGCGCUUCGUAUAAGGAAGGUGAUUCACGGCGAUAGCCACGAGGCGAUUGCUUCCGUUUUACAGGAGCUCGGCGAUCUCAUGCACGAUCUUGAGGAAUAUGAAGACGCUAUGAAGUAUUAUACUGAAGCGCUAGAUAUUCGCCACGAACGUCUCGGCCCUACAGACUUGGCAGUGGCAGAAACGCUAUAUAGUAUGGGUUUUACGCUCCAAGCAAACGACGCUUCCGACCGCGCCUUGGCGUUUUUUGAUGAGUCUUUGCAGAUCCGGACGAAGCAUCUUGGCGAAGAUUCGAAUGAGGUUGGGGACACAUUAAAUAUGAUGGGUUUCUUACAGGUCAAACGAGGUGAAUUGGAUGAGGCCCUCGGGUUGUUGUGGGAAGCACUACAGAUCAGAAAACUCCAGAAGGACUCGAUAAAGGUCUCUGAGACGCUAAAGAACAUUGGCAAUGUUCACCGCGAAAAAGAAGAGCACGAUCUUGCUAUAGAGUGCUACGAAGAAUGUCUUCGAAUCCGACGAUCUGAGCUCGGCGACGAACACGAAAAGGUAGCCGACGCUUUGAUUGCGAUUGGAAAUGUAUACAGCGAUAUAGAUGAGAAAGAAGAAGCCAAGGAAUGCUACAAAGAAGCCCUGACGAUUCGUACCAUCUGUUUCGGUGAAAAUGAUGAAAGUGUCGCGGCCGUUCUCCAAUACAUGGGGACACUAGAAUUUCGUGCGGGGGAACUGGAUCGUGCACUGCAACUUUUAUCGGAAUUCAUCCGCAUUCGUAAGAAUAGCCAAACGGAAAAGGAUGGCGACUACGUCAAUGUACUCUUCAUGAUGGGCAACGUACACAAGAUGCAAGGGAGUGAAGAAGAGGCCCAAAAGUGUUGGACGGAAGCUUAUGAAGUGUUCCAAGGGUUAGGUCUAGUUGAGGACAAUCCGGAAAUUGCCGAACUGAUGGGAAAUCUGCUGAAGGAGCACGACGAUAGCAGGCCGGAAAGACCGCAUGAACACGGCAAUGGCAAAUUUAAAAACAUGCUUGGUCGGCUCACCGAAAAGAUGAAGGGCACCUUUAACGAAGCCAACAAACUUGGCCACGGACGCAGCAAGAAUAGGGGCCACCAACUAUGAACUACACUACUUUUCGUAAUUCUAAUAAGGACUUUUACUCAUG
Phaeodactylum tricornutum CCAP 1055/1 is the source of this 7027-nucleotide messenger RNA. RefSeq lists its product with no specific name. Lineage: Eukaryota; Bacillariophyta; Bacillariophyceae; Surirellales; Neidiaceae. Gene Ontology annotation, molecular function: ADP binding; protein binding. The record is from RefSeq and is a predicted model, not a curated record. The transcript has 2 exons. Bases 1 to 6984 code for a protein of 2327 amino acids.